Molecule: messenger RNA, 834 nt
Organism: Panicum hallii
Lineage: Eukaryota; Viridiplantae; Streptophyta; Magnoliopsida; Poales; Poaceae
Product: dormancy-associated protein 1
Exons: 3
Coding region: 111-479 (122 amino acids)
Source: RefSeq, a predicted model, not a curated record
AUCAGCUCUUCUCUCCUGUACCCGGACAGUGCUCCUUUUCCGUUAGUGAGCCAGUGAUCAGUGGGUAGGUAACCUUCUGCCAGAGCCAAGAGGGAAGGAGGAAGGCGAAGAUGCUGGAGAAGCUGUGGGACGACGUGGUGGCCGGGCCGCACCCGGAGACGGGGCUCGAGAAGCUCCGCAAGGCCACCAUCUCCCGCCCGCUCGUCAUCGACAAAGGUGCGGACGCCGGGGGCGCCGCCGGCGGGAGCUACAAGCGUGCGCAGUCGAUGCCGACGACCCCGACGACGCCGGGGACGCCGUCGUCGACGACGCCCCGCGGCGGCAGCAGCAACAGCAACGUGUGGCGCAGCGUGUUCCACCCGGGGAGCAACCUGGCCACCAAGAGCAUGGGCGCCAACCUCUUCGACCGCCCGCAGCCCAACUCCCCCACCGUCUACGACUGGCUCUACAGCGACGAGACCAGGAGCAACCACCGCUAGAUCGGAGACGAACGGUCCCUGUCGGGCGCCAUGUUUGCUGGUCCUUGUGGUUAUCUAAAAGGGGCACGCACUGUACUACACGUUGCUGUCCGAGGCUAAAAGACUUUGAUUUACCGUUUGUUUUCUUCCUAUGCUAUGGAGUGAGUAAUGCUUAUACUAGUAGCAGUGGCCAGUUACGCUAACUCAGCUUGGCCGCUACCAAGCGGUAGCGACCAGCGGGCCAGUGGCUGGAACCCGCUUGGUGUGUACUAGCUUUUCUGAGUUUUCUCCAUCUGUAAAUAUUUGCUUCAGUGCAAUGGGACGUGUGAAUUGUACUGCUUCUUCCAUAGAGAAGAUUCCGUUCUCUAUUGCUCCA